This is a messenger RNA of Galleria mellonella (greater wax moth), 1219 nucleotides long. RefSeq names its product iodotyrosine deiodinase (gene Iyd). The coding region runs from base 99 to 995 and encodes 298 amino acids. Gene Ontology annotation, molecular function: oxidoreductase activity. The transcript is spliced from 4 exons. NCBI's taxonomy places the organism in Eukaryota, Metazoa, Arthropoda, Insecta, Lepidoptera, Pyralidae. The record is from RefSeq and is a predicted model, not a curated record.
GUUCGCGGCGUGUUUCGUUCGUAGGUGCAUGUGCGCGCCGCCAUAAUUGAUAUAAUCACGCGCGAAAACAAAUACUUAAAUUAAAAAAAAAAAUAAUAAUGAAUAUAAUAUCGUUGACUCUAUGGACGUUAGAGCAUAAUUGUUAUUAUGUGUACACUGUUUUAAUUGUAUUCUUUAUUGGUUUCACUGUGGUCCAUAAAAAUAGGUUGGAAGCAAAUUUAAAUAGAACUGCCGCUACAAAAAAGAAAUUGGCGCGAAAUUGGAACAGUGGGAGAGAAAGAGACUUCCCUGAUGAUGAUGAUCCGGACCACCUCGUGCCUGCUAUACCAGAGGAUACUCCCCACGUUCCAUACAAACCUCCCCAGAGGACCGACGAGGAGAUCUUGCGGAGAUCUCGGGAGUACUACGAGCUGAUGGCCCAGAGACGGACCGUCAGGGCCUUCAGUCCAGAACCGAUACCUGAUGAGGUGUUGAAUAAUAUCAUAAAAACUGCUGGUACGUCUCCGUCCGGUGCUCAUACAGAACCCUGGACCUUCGUAGUUGUUCAGGACCAAUCAGUUAAAGAAGCCAUCAGAACUAUCGUGGAAGAAGAGGAAGAACUAAACUACACCCAGAGAAUGUCCAGACAAUGGGUGACAGAUUUGAAGCCUUUCGCUACGAAGCAUAUAAAACCUUACUUAUCGGAGGCACCAGCGUUACUUCUAGUAUUUCGUCAAACACAUUCCUGGAGAGCAGAUGGGAAGAAAAAGAUGCAUUAUUAUAGUGAAGUUAGUGUAGCUAUCGCGGCUGGAAUUCUACUAGCUGCCAUACAGUACUGUGGCUUAGUGGCACUCACUUCGACACCACUUAAUUGCAAUGCCCGACUCCGGGAGUUGCUCUCAAGACCUGUCAAUGAGAGGUUAGAGCUCCUGCUACCAGUUGGAAGACCGCAUCAGAACGCUACAGUACCCGACCUAUCGAGGAAGACUUUAUCAGAAAUUAUGGUCAAGAUCUGAUUAAAACACGUGUAGUAAUAAUGGAAAAAGCAAUGCAACCCCAUUUAAGGGGCAAAAAUUAGUUUAUUCUACUAUAAAUUUGCUCAGAAACUUUCGUCUUAUUAAGUCUUAUUGUUAUUACAAUAUAGUCCUUAAACGAAUAUUAUUGGGAUUACAUUGAAAUAGGUACAAUGUAAUAUAGAAAAUAAUGUAAUCCAUGACGAUAAUAAAAAAUUUUGUACUUA